CCUUCACUGGCUCAUUGGUGGCUGUCCAUGCGCGUUCAAUUACUCGCUCCCAGCGCAUCAGAAUAAAAUCUUCAUCCAAGGGAAGACGUUUGGAGCUUGGCUGACAUUGCGUUUAUAUUCUCCCUAUUUAUUUAUUUAUGAAGUUAUUUCGAUUUCUUUUUUUUUCGCGCGCGUCCUGGUAGACCAGAUCGUGAACACGUUUUAAAGUGGUUGUAAUUGAUUUGAAAUGGCAGAAAGAUGUCGUCCAAUGCUGCUGUACAGUAUUAUUGCUCUUCUCUGUGCGCCCGUGUCCUCAGUAGCGGACAGACAGUAUCUGAACGAAUGGGCUGUGGAGGUUCCCGGAGGAGUGAACGCUGCCAGAUCCAUCGCCGACGAACUGGGCUACAGAUUGGUCCGACAGAUUGGGGCUUUGGAAAACCAUUAUUUAUUCAAUCGACACAAUCACCCUAGCAGGAUGAAAAGAAGUGCAGAACACAUCACCAAACGUCUUUCAGAGGAUGACAGGGUGUCGUGGGCUGAACAGCAGUAUGAGAAGCGGAGGGCCAAGCGCGCUCCGCUGGGGGCAGAAUGUAAGGACUGCUCGGUGGACAAACUAUUCGAUGAUCCCAUGUGGAACCAGCAGUGGUACCUGCAAGACACCCGGACGUCUCCUUCCCUCCCCAAACUGGACCUGCACGUGAUCCCGGUCUGGAAGAAGGGCAUCACCGGUAAAGGCGUGGUCAUCACAGUCCUCGACGACGGCUUGGAGUGGAACCACACCGACAUUUACCCCAACUACGAUCCUGCUGCCAGCUACGAUUUCAACGACAACGAUCCUGACCCGUUCCCCAGAUAAGACUCCACCAACGAGAAUAAACAUGGCACCAGAUGCGCCGGCGAGAUCGCCAUGCAAGCGGACAACAACAAAUGUGGCGUCGGUGUGGCCUACAACUCGAAAGUGGGAGGGAUCCGAAUGCUGGAUGGAAUCGUGACAGAUGCCAUUGAAGCUAGUUCUAUAGGCUUUAACCCUGACCACGUGGACAUCUACAGCGCCAGCUGGGGUCCUAAUGAUGACGGGAAGACCGUAGAAGGACCCGGUCGCCUGGCACAGAAAGCAUUUGAUUACGGCAUCCAGAAGGGGCGUGGCGGGAAAGGGUCUAUUUUCGUGUGGGCAUCUGGUAAUGGUGGGCGUCAGGGCGACAACUGUGAUUGUGACGGAUACACAGACAGCAUCUACACCAUCUCUAUCAGCAGUGCCUCCCAGCAGGGUCGCUCCCCGUGGUACGCUGAAAAAUGCUCCUCCACGCUGGCCACGGCCUACAGCAGCGGAGACUACACCGACCAGAGAAUAACUAGUGCGGAUUUGCACAAAGAAUGCACAGAGACGCACACUGGCACAUCUGCAUCCGCCCCACUGGCUGCUGGGAUAUUUGCCCUUGCUUUAGAGCAAAACCCUGAUCUGACCUGGCGAGACCUGCAGCACUUGGUGGUUUGGACGUCUGAGUUCGACCCCCUGGCCAACAACCCGGGCUGGAAAAGAAACGGAGCUGGAUUGAUGGUCAACAGUCGUUUCGGCUUCGGUCUACUAAACGCCAAAGCCCUGGUGGACCUGGCCGAUCCCAAAGUCUGGAAGCACGUUCCGGAGAAGAAGCAGUGCAUCGUCAGAGACGAGACGUUCCAGCCGAGACCAUUAAAGGCUGCAGGGGAAAUUGCCAUCGAGAUUCCCACCAAGGCCUGCGCAGGACAGGCCAACUCCAUCGUGUCUCUGGAACACGUGCAGGUAGAGGUCAGCAUCGAGUACACACGGAGAGGAGACCUUCACAUCACGCUCACAUCUCCAUCAGGCACCACCACAGUCCUGUUGGCAGAGCGAGAGCGGGACACAUCAUCCAACGGUUUCCGAAACUGGGCCUUCAUGUCCGUGCACACUUGGGGAGAGAAUCCCACCGGCACUUGGACCCUGAAGAUCACAGAUAUGUCAGGCCGGCUGGAGAACGAAGGUCAGAUUCUCAGCUGGAAGUUGAUUUUGCACGGCACAUCUGAGAAGCCAGAACACGCGAAGAAGACAAGAGUGUACACGCCAUACAACGCUGUGCAGAACGAUCGCAGGGGUGUGGAGCCCUUGGAAGACAUGAUAAAGGAGGUUCCCACUCCAGCCCAAAAACCUGAAAAUCCAAAUCCAUUGACGUCAGACUACCUUCCUCCAAUCCCUUCUCCUAACCUUCCCGCAGAAAAUCCAUCCGAGGGCCCUGGCCUCUCCAAUGCCAAUCUGGCGCUCCUUCGCCUCCUCCAGUCGGCCUUCAACAGGCAGAGCCCUGCCUUUCCUCCUCACAUGUUGGCUGCUUCUCCCAAGGUCAUGCAACACGAAAGGAUCCCUCCGCAGAAGAUGUACCAGGCCCUGGAUCAGCUGAACCGGUACAGGGGUUCUGACAGCGGCUUGUUUAGUGACUACAGCGACAGCUUCUACAGAGCCCAGCCAUACAGGCACAGAGAUGACCGGCUGCUGCAGGCCCUCUUUGAUAUGCUUGGAGAUGACCAGCAGUAAGAUGGGUGGAAGGAUGGGAAGAGGAGGGUAAAGAGGCUUUUGGGGCGGGGGACUGAAUGCAUCCUUGCUGAAAAGACCAGCGGAAAUUUCUAGAACUGCUGUUUACCGGAAAAAUCCAGCAUGUUCUUUUUUUUUGUUAAGCUAGUCCAUUUGCAUGUUCUUGCUGGUUAUUUCUGUUUAGACUAAACAAUGUGUGUAUGUCAGUUACGCUACUGAAACGUUUGAGCUGGUUUAGCCGAUCUGUUUCUUUGGUUAAGCAGUCUGGCGGUCAUGAAACUGACCAGAAAGUAUAGGCAUCAGACAUUUACUGGUCUUUUCAGCAGGAUGAAGAAAUAAAGAAAGGUUGUAAACUGGUCAGACGGUGUAAACAAGAGUGUGUGAGGAGAGGAGAGUUUGGUUCUCUUCCAUACAAGCUUGUUCUUAUCUGCACAUGUAGUUAUUGACUAUAAGCAUCCUAAGACCCGUGUCUGUCCGUGUGAGUGUUUGUAUAUGUGGUGAACAGCCAGCUGUAUUUACCCAUCAGUUUUGAACCAGGUUCCUUAAAAAAAUCGUAGCUCCACAGGUAUGCCAAAUGCCUUUCUAACCUGUCUUGACUUCUUCGUGUGACGCCUUCACUGCCACAAACUCUUGCAUGCUAUCAACACGUUUACAUUAUGAGAUAUAUUCUGUUAUAAGUGAUUGUAAAUUGUUUUUGAGACCGUAACAUCUCUCUCGAAUAGAAAUAUUUAUUGAUUAUCAAUUGCUUGAGGUUAUAAACAGAAUUUACAAAGAAUAUGUUAAUUUUCCUACAGCAGGGCUUCCCAACCAGGUUUUUAUUGAACCCUAUGGGUGAAAAAUGGAACUACAGGAGGUUAUGAAAUGACAAAAAUGUCACUCAACAAAGGAAUAGUUCAACUUCACAAUGAAAAUUUUGUCAUCUUAAACCUGUCGGAUUUUCUCUCUUUUGCAAAACACAAAAGAAGAUAUUUAAAAAAAUGUAGGUUACCAAAAUCCAUUGGUCACCAUUGACUUCUAUUGUAUAGACACAAAACCAAUGCAAGUCAAUGGGGACCAACGGUUUUCUGCUACCAACAUUUUUCAAAAUAUCUUCUUUUGUUUUCUGCGAAAGAAAGAAAGUCAUACAGGUUUGAAAUGACAAGAGGGCGUGUAAAUAAUGACAUUAUUUUCAUUUUAAAGGUGAACUAUCCCUUUAAAUGAGUAGUUCACUUCAAAAUUUGCCCCCAUUGACUUUCCAUAGUAGGAAUAAAAAUGACUAUGGAAAGUGAAUGGGGGCAAAUUUUGAUGUGAAUUACUCCUUUAAAGUUGAAGACCACAUUCACAGUUAUGUGGCAGCAAAAAAAUACAUCAAAAAUUACAAAGUGCUCCUUUAAAACUUCUUAAUGUAAGAAGUAUUCAGAAUGCCAACAAUAAAAACUAAAAUAGAGCAUUUUCCUCUGAUUAUUAAAAAAAGGACACAAAUGUUUAGCUAUUUAAAUGUUUUUAGGUAAAAUUAUUAAGCUUCUGGCUUGAAAGUAGGUACUGAACAUCGCUGCUGUAUGCAACCAAAAUAAUGGUCAGCUACGGGUGCUGUGUACUACUGAUACUAAUAAAAUCUUGGUAAAAACGUCUUAAGGCUAAAAUACACUACAAGACUUUUGCUCAGAUUUUGCCCAGAUUUUCAGUCUAGACUUGUUGCAGAAAGUCUGUGCCAGUCUGCAGAUUUGAUCAGUUAGUGUGUUUCUAUCUGAAACUUUCAAAAAGUCUGCAAGUGUAUGAUGUCUAGUUUAAAAAAAAUCUGUUCAUAUUUUAUUAGAUGUGUUUAACCCAUCAGAACAGGAUCUACUUUAUAAACAAAGAUGAGCUUUAGCAGACUAAAAAAUGGCUGGGAAUCCCUGUUUUUCCCUUGAGGAUUUAAUACCUGGUUCUAUUGCUGAGUGUUUAUACAUCACACUCAGGCCUUACAGCGUUUAGAUGUUUAGAGUAUUCCCGUUCAGUUAACUCCACAAUACAAUGCAACACAUACCUGUGGAUCUUGAAUUUCUCUGCCCUUUAUUUGCACAACUUUUGACCAUGUACCUCUCCGCAGCUCUCUCUAGAUAUAUGCGCUUUAGAAAUGAUCUAAAUACAGUUAUCUCACAAAUAGUGCUUUAGAAAACACAAGUGAAUCAUGCACCCCAAACAAUGCCUAUGAUUCAACUGAUUUUGUAUAUUCAAAGAUUCAUAAAACAAAGAUAAAUGUUUAUUUUUCUAAGAAUACAUAAGUCGUUUAUGAGAGUAAACAAGUAAUAUCUAUAAAGAAAUCUAAUAUAUUAUAGCAGCAUUUACCUCAUAAAAUCCAAAUCUCAUUUCCUACCUGUCUCUUAUUGUGUUGUUGUACCUUUAACCUGAAAUGUCUCUGAUUUCCAAUAAACACGCAGCUGUUGUGAUGAUGCUCUGAAAGGGACUGUCUGUGAUUUGCAUUGUAAACAAGCUCCAUUCUGUUUGAGACCUUUCAUAAUUCAGUCAUUAUUAAAUUCAAGUUGAAAAAUCAUAUUCUAGUUUUGUUUAUAAAGAUAUAUAGAAUCUGUCAUUUCCCAGACAAAAAGUUUUGUUUUAUUUUAUAGCUUCAAAGAGAAAUUCAAUUGUUCAUAAAUUAUGGAUUGUAUAUUUAAAUGAUUGGCCUUGUGACUGUCUGCCAGCCAAUAGAAUGUGUUAAAGUGACAGAUCAACAGACAUUAAUGACCGGUUUACAUAAUUCUUUAAUGUAGUCAGUGUUACUGAUUGACGCUUAUGUCCAAAGUUGUUUACAAAAGCUGAAAUAGUUUAAUGUAUUGAUAUUACAUGACUGUAAUAAACGGAACCGUAACUUUGCAAGCAAACACAAUGUUGUAUAUGUCCUGUCUGUAUUACCAGGUAUCAAUCACCAUAUUAACUAUCCAUGACUGCUUUAGGUAUAUGUUGAUUUAAACAUGCAUGUUGGACACACAGAGCAUUUCAUUUCCUGUUACGUUUCAUUAAUAAUGCAAAAAUCUCUGUUUUAUGAGAGCUUUGGGUUGCUGUUUCCUCAUGCAUGACCUAACAUUAUUUUGACUGAAGAGGAUGCAAUAACCCAAUCAAAACAAAUCUACAAAUUAAAGUAAUAUUCAAAGAACAAGUCACAACCCAACCGGUUCUCAGGUUAAUUACAGUCAUUAAAAACAUUUAAAACGGAAUCAAACACUUAGAUUAAAAAAAAAGAUGAUGGUGAAUUUGGAUUAGGCCUUGAUGUCAUUCUCUUAAAGACAUGUAGCGCCAUCUUGUGACUAUCAUCUUAAAAACAAUGCUGGAAACAAGUAGCACUAAAAUGUGUUGCCAGAUUAAGGGUGAAGGUUCAU
Triplophysa rosa is the source of this 5856-nucleotide messenger RNA. It is a transcript of the gene pcsk1, whose product is annotated as proprotein convertase subtilisin/kexin type 1. The transcript has 14 exons. NCBI's taxonomy places the organism in Eukaryota, Metazoa, Chordata, Actinopteri, Cypriniformes, Nemacheilidae. Gene Ontology annotation, molecular function: serine-type endopeptidase activity. Gene Ontology annotation, biological process: protein processing. Gene Ontology annotation, cellular component: Golgi membrane; trans-Golgi network. The record is from RefSeq and is a predicted model, not a curated record.